Apus apus (common swift) is the source of this 1890-nucleotide messenger RNA. It is a transcript of the gene BMX, whose product is annotated as BMX non-receptor tyrosine kinase. NCBI's taxonomy places the organism in Eukaryota, Metazoa, Chordata, Aves, Apodiformes, Apodidae. Gene Ontology annotation, biological process: adaptive immune response; intracellular signal transduction; B cell receptor signaling pathway. The record is from RefSeq and is a predicted model, not a curated record. Gene Ontology annotation, molecular function: non-membrane spanning protein tyrosine kinase activity; ATP binding. Bases 1 to 1890 code for a protein of 629 amino acids. The transcript has 17 exons.
AUGGAAAAGAAAACAAUUCUAGAAGAAGUUCUUUUAAAGAAGUCACAACAGAAGAAAAAAAUAUCGCCAAUUAAUUACAAGAAAAGAUUGUUUGUUCUGAUGAAAACAAACCUUUCUUAUUAUGAAUAUGACAAAGGGAAAAAAGGGAAAAAAAAGGGGUCAAUUGAGAUUGAGAAAAUCCGGUGUGUUGAGACAGUGAAUCUUGAGGAAGCAACACCUCCUGCGAGACAAUAUCCAUUUCAGAUUGUCUACAAGGGUGGACUUCUCUAUGUCUAUGCCAGUAAUGAAGAGAGCCGGGAGCAGUGGCUUGCAGCUUUGUAUAAAGAAAUUAAAGAAAAUUCUGAUUUGCUAAACAAGUACCAUGAAGGAUUCUUCACCAAUGGGAAGUUUCUCUGUUGCAACCAGACCUGUAAAGCAGCCCCUGGAUGUACAAUUUGGGAUAAAUAUGUGACUCUGUGUUGUACAACUGGGUCUGUGAAACCACUGCCUCUGGUUCCUCAGACACUGAGGAAGCAUAGAAGCUUGCCUCAGGUGCUGUCACCAGACAAGUCAGCCUGGAAUAUGGCUGUGGCCCAAUGCAACUAUGAACCUGAAGGAAAUUCAACUAUCCGGCUUGUCAGAAGCCAUAAAUACUAUGUAGUGCAAGAGGGAGACUCUGACUGUUGGAAAGUACAGGAUUUGGAAGGUGAAAACUCCAGUGUCACUGAACAGGCUUUGGCAGAAGAGCAGAGUAUUGCUAAGUAUGAUUGGUAUGCUAGUAAUACCUCCCGUGCCCAGUGUGAGCAGCUCCUUCGUCAGAAGGGGAAAGAAGGUGCUUUUAUGGUUCGUAAAUCUAGUCAAGCAGGGAAGUACACUGUGUCUGUGUUCAGCAAGGUUUCUGAAAGCAAAAAAGGAACAGUCAAACAUUACCAUGUGCACAAAACAUCUGAGAGCAAGUAUUACCUUGCUGAAAAUUACUGUUUCGAAUCAAUUCCCAAGCUUGUACACUACUAUCAGCACAACUCAGCUGGUAUGGUGACAAGGCUCCGACAUGCAGUUUCUACACAAGUAAAUAAAGUACCAUCCACAGCUUCAUUAGGAUAUGGAGUCUGGGAGAUGAAACGAGAAGAAAUUGUCCUGUUGAGAGAGCUGGGUAGUGGUCAGUUUGGAAUGGUGCAUCUGGGAAAGUGGAAGGGAAAAUAUGAUGUGGCCAUAAAGAUGAUCAAAGAGGGAGCAAUGUCAGAAGAUGAAUUAAUAGAAGAAGCUCAGACCAUGAUGAGACUUAAUCAUCCCAAACUUGUUAGACUGUAUGGUAUAUGCUCAAAAUCAUGUCCCAUCUAUCUAGUGACGGAAUACAUGCCUAAUGGUUGUUUGCUUAACUACUUAAGGAGUCAUGGGAAGGAACUACAACCCCUUCAGCUUCUGGAAAUAUGUUAUGAUGUUUGUGAUGCUAUGGCAUUCCUGGAGAGCUGUCAGUUCAUACACAGAGAUUUGGCUGCUAGGAACUGCUUGGUUGACAGCAAUCUUACUGUGAAAGUAUCUGACUUUGGGAUGACAAGGUAUGUUCUGGAUGACUUGUAUGUAAGUUCAUUAGGUACCAAGUUUCCAGUGAAGUGGUCAGCACCGGAAGUUUUUCAUUACACCAAAUUUAGCAGCAAGUCAGAUGUAUGGGCCUUUGGUAUCUUAAUGUGGGAGGUGUUCACAUUGGGAAAGCAGCCCUAUGAGCUUUAUGACAACAUGCAGGUGAUUGAGAAGGUUUCUCAAGGAUACAGACUUUAUAGACCGCAAAUGGUUUCAGACAUCAUCUACCAGAUAAUGUACAACUGCUGGCAUGAGCUACCGGAAAAGCGUCCUGCCUUUCAACAGCUCUUAUCAUUUUUUGAGGCACUGAGAGAAGACAAAAGAGUUUGA